AUGACAACUACUACUAUUACUACUACCAGCACCAUCGCGGCCUCCCAAGCCACUCAUGGCAAUGUACCGAAAGGCUACUCACCAUCAACACGCGUCGAGCCCAUCCCACGUCCUGACUUCCCCCAUCACCAAUAUCCACGCUGGAUAGGCCACAAGUUCACCCCGACUGGCCAGGUGCUACCGUUCCCCGGAAACACAGUCCUUUGUCACCUCUCACAGUCGUCCGCCCUCCACGCAUCUCUCACUGGACUGCACACGCUCCUGUCUCAGCAUGGUCUUUCCCACUGCUUCGCCCUGCUGCCUCCAUCGAGCUACCAUAUGACAUUCUACGAAGGCAUCACGUACCGCAUCCCCACAUCUACGAAUUGGCCGGCCCCAGAAAUACUGCCAUACGACUGUUCUCUAGGCCAAUGCCAUGCACACGUCAUCUCUCGGCUUUCUACUCUCCGUCUCGGUUCAACCGGGGGCGGUCCACCAUACAAGCUGCGUAUUGCCGGCUUCGAGCCUCUGACGGAUGGAAUCGCCUUCAAGCUCGUGCCGGAGAAUGCCACGGAAGAAAAGCGCAUGAGGAACCUGAGAGAGCAGAUGGCCGAUAGUGUUGGGGUGAGGCAGCCUGGUUUCGGUGUGUAUGGCUUUCAUAUGAGCUUGGGAUACUGCCUGAAGUGGCUGAGCGAGGAAGAGACAAAGGAGGUCAGCGAUGUACUGGAUGAGUGGCUGCAGGAGAACAGGACAGUGUCGGAUGAAGGCGUGGAGUUUGGGGCGCCCGAGGUUUGUGUCUACGAUGACAUGACAGGGUUCAGGCGGGUGUUCUAUCUCGAGUGA
Molecule: messenger RNA, 822 nt
Organism: Cyphellophora attinorum
Lineage: Eukaryota; Fungi; Ascomycota; Eurotiomycetes; Chaetothyriales; Cyphellophoraceae
Exons: 1
Coding region: 1-822 (273 amino acids)
Source: RefSeq, a predicted model, not a curated record